Molecule: messenger RNA, 1107 nt
Organism: Anthonomus grandis grandis
Lineage: Eukaryota; Metazoa; Arthropoda; Insecta; Coleoptera; Curculionidae
Product: odorant receptor Or2-like
Exons: 6
Coding region: 381-932 (183 amino acids)
Biological process (GO): detection of chemical stimulus involved in sensory perception of smell; sensory perception of smell
Cellular component (GO): plasma membrane
Molecular function (GO): olfactory receptor activity; odorant binding
Source: RefSeq, a predicted model, not a curated record
UUCGUUUAUUCGUUCGUGCAAAGGCCAAUAAGUACUUGUUAUUACCUUUUAACUAUUAUUGACAACAAAAAGCUUGAUAUUGAUAGCUUGUUGCACCCGCCCUUUAAAAGAUAUACAAGUUUAAAUUUCUCAAAGAAGUAAUUUGCUAACGUUGUAACACUUUAUUAAUAGUAAGAAGAAACCAGAGGGAAAUUUUAAUCAAUCGCAUAAUAGGAGAUCAAGAACUGAUAAAAUACAACAAAGCGAACAACGACUCUCUAGAAUCGCACUUUUGGUAUCAAUUUUACUUUCCGGGAAAUAAACUUGAUCAUUUGGUACCAGUUUAUAUUUUAAACUUAAUUUUCACUUACAAUGGCAUAUUAUACAACAGUAUAACCCAUAUGGUCGUGGUGACUCUUUUCGUUUUUGCUGCUUCGCAACUCCGUGUACUGAAGAUACGUAUCAGCAAAUAUGGGCAGGGCAGAGAUAUGAAUGAUGAGCAGAAAAAAGUGGUUUUGAAGCAGCUUAUCGCUAAGCAUUUAUAUUUAAUUGGAUUUAUAAAAAACCUGAACAAUCGCACAAAGUACAUUUUACUAAUGGAGUAUCUUUUGAGUUCCGUGGAUUUAUCUUCUGUGGCUGUAAAUUUGGCAAAGGAAACAACCAUACAGACUAUUUGGCAUUUUAUUUUUUUCUUAUUGCUGUUCUUGCAAAUAAUGAUCAUGGCCUGGACUACGAAUGAGGUUAAACUUCAGAGCGUGGCAAUCGCAGACGGAAUUUAUAAUAGCGAUUGGUACACGUUAAAUAAGGAAAAUGCCAAACUUAUUCACAUAAUGAUUCUGAGGGCACAAAGACCAUUAGUCUUGACCAUCGGGCCAUUUGGUCCGAUGACGACUGAAACUGGAGUCAAAAUUUUAAAAGUGGCUUACUCCUACGUCAGCAUAAUGAAGCAAUAAUUAUCAAUAUUCAAAAUAUUCGCUUAAACACAGCAUGGCUAUAGAAUUUUUUUAAAAUGGGUUGAAAGUACCAUUGUCUAGCACAUCAGGAGUGAAUUUUUAUUGUUUAAUACAUAUGAACUUCUGCAGUAGAAAAUACAAAUACACCUGCAUUUAAUUGAAAUAUACUAUACAA